Molecule: messenger RNA, 2693 nt
Organism: Acanthopagrus latus (yellowfin seabream)
Lineage: Eukaryota; Metazoa; Chordata; Actinopteri; Spariformes; Sparidae
Gene: dffa
Product: DNA fragmentation factor, alpha polypeptide
Exons: 6
Coding region: 144-1100 (318 amino acids)
Biological process (GO): apoptotic process; regulation of apoptotic process
Source: RefSeq, a predicted model, not a curated record
AGAAGAAGAAGAAGAAGCCGUGGCGGUUGUUUCCGUGUUGGAAACUGCUCGAGACGAGAUAGGAGGCGAGCACCACUGCCAGUAUUUAUCAGUUUUGGGAUAAAAGAAGAAAGAACAGUUGUUUUCUACACACAAAGUCUAGGAUGACAGAUCGCAAACCGUGUAAGGUGUGCAACUUCACACGACAGAAGUCAUACGGGUUGGUAGUUCCCUCCUUAGACGAGCUGAAGGUAAAAGGAUGUGAGUUUCUCGGGUUCAGCCCCAGUGAGCCUGUCACAGUGGUCCUUGAGGACGAUGGGACGAUAGUUGAGGAUGAGGCCUACUUUUUGUGUUUACCCUUAAACACAAAGUUCAUGCUGUUGCAUGAUAAAGAGGCAUGGUCUCCACUUCGCAGGAUGGAUGGUGGCACAGCCUGGAUGGCCCGGGAUUCAAUGAUGCUUGAGACUGAUGCUGUAGAUGCCUCCAGUGCUGAACCACCCUGGGUGGACCUGGCUCAGCAGCUGAAGCAGGACCUUGCCAGCAUCAUCCUCAUGUCUGAGGCAGAUUUACAGACCUUAGUGGAUGCCCCGUGUCCUGAGCUGGCCUCUGCACUGGGCUUCCAGGAGAAGAGGGCAGUGGACCUCCAGGAGACACUGCAGAGGGUUUUGGACCGACGCGAGGAGGAGAGGCAGUCCAAGGAGCUGCUCCAGCUCUACCUCAAAGCUGUGGAGCAAGAGGAUGGACAACAGGAAGAGCCAAGCCAGCCCAGCCAAGGAGGGGACGUGCCUGACGGGGUAGAAGUGGACUCCGCAUCUGGAUUCAUGUCGAGGACUCUGAUGGUCCUGAAAGGCAAAUCAAGCCCAGAGAGCAGACUGUCCACUGAGGAUCUGCAGCUGGUAGUGAGCAGAGGGCUGGAGGCUAUGGAGCAGGUGCUUGGCUGGGACACGACGAGGACGUCGGCGCUGCUGCAGGCCUGCGAAGCUGAGCUGACCAGACGUCUCCAGCUGGUUCGGGCCGUGCAGUCCAUCAGGAGCAACGCAGAGCUGGAGCGCAGUCAGCAGUCCAGCAAGAAGAACGCGGAGGAGCGAGAUGUAGAAACCCCAGCCCAAGGCAGCAACUAGGCCGAGGCUUCACCUGAGCAGAGACUGAUAAGAAUUCACACUGCCUUGCCUCAGGGUCAGUCUGAAUGGGAUUUAUCCUGUGGUAUGGAUAAUAUCCACAAUGCUGGAGUCCAUGAAUGUUAAUGAUGUUGACGGCCGCGUCAUUCUGUAAAAGUUGCAAACCACUUGAAUGCGUUUGCCUCCAGAGGGAGCAGAGUGAUUUGCACAAGUCAUGUUUAUCAAAGACAGGUUUGCAUUAACCACUGGCAUCAAGUUUUUAUUGGCUCCUUUAUUUUGAUGAGUGCCAUGCUGUGGAAACAACAUUCAUGUGAAACUUAAAGCAACAGUUCAACGUUUUUUGAAAAUGUUUUUAUUGAAUUUCUUGCCUUUAGUUGUCUGAAUGGAAGGCUGGAACAGGCUAGCUUCGCUUUGCAUAAAAAAAAAACUGGACACAGACGGAAAUGGUUUGCCUGCCUCUGUCUGGAGGUUACAAAUUCCAUCCACCAACAUCUCAUAAACUCACUAAUUAACAUCUCAUAUCUUCCUGUAAUCUCUACUGGUUGCCUGGCAACUUCAUUGUGAUCAUAAGACUUGUGGAAGUCACUGCACCGGACCAAGAGAAAGCCCGAAUGUGAUGUUUGUUGACUAACAUAUUAAUUGGGCUAUUGGGCUUUAGGGGUGCCAGUAGGCAGGUUUUGUUCCCUUUGACAGAGCCAGGCGAGCCGUUCCCACCUGUUUCCAGUCUUUGGAACUGCACUGCACUGCUGGGUUCAGCUUCAUGUGUAGUGGACAGAUUUGAGAGCGGUACCAAUCUUCUCUGAUAUUCAUGUCAAGGAGGCAAAUAAUCAUAUUUCCCAAAAUCCCUAAUUAUUGCUUUAGGUUGUUUUGUUUUUUUUAUAAACUGUUACUGUUGAAUCAUCUUCCCAGUCUUAUUGUUUACAUCCUGCCCCCUUAAACUCUGCAAAUUAAGACAGAAGAUGUGUCUUUUAUGAAUGUAGGUAACAAAUGUACUUAGUACGAGCCACAGAAACGCUGUGGAUCACCAUCCUAUGGUGAGUGACAAAAAAAAAAGCUUGUGUUUGUUGAAAAUUAUUUACAUGUGCUGUCAUUUAAAUGACGUUUACAUUUUGAGUUUGUGGGAUCUUUUGUUGAGUUUAUUUAAUUUCAUCCAGCUGGCAAACAGAUUGAUGUUCUGACUCAAAACCUCCUCUCACCCGUUAUCUUCGCAGCUCUCACAGAAAGCUUUCAAAAAUGUCACGUAGCCACUACAGUGCCAUAGUUUUUUAAAAAUGUUUUUCUUUCAGGUUUCUUUAUUUAUGCCGCGCAAUGCAUACAUUCCAUCAUUUACAAAAUAAACAAUCUCAGCAGUUUUUUUUAUAUCUUGAAUUUCAUGUGACACUUCUUACCUUUUUUUUUUAGUCCAUUAGUUGUCUCUUGAUGUCUUGUGUCUUCUAACUUGGGAUGAAAAUGCGUAAAGAUCUAGCAAACAGUUUUCCCUACAGUGAAGAUGAAUAUAUUUAUAGAUAUACACUUGCCUUAACUUGGCAUUUUCUUGUAUAUUUUGUACCACCGUCUUAGUGUACGUGAAGCAUGGUGUGUUAUGUCAUCAUUGAU